ACACACACACACACACACACACACACACACAGCUGAAACAUGACUACAUUUAGCUCGCCAUCAAUAUAGCUCUGGACCUGUGGGUGUGUGUGCUGCCUGGCAUUACUGGGCAACUGGACAGCAUCAUGGUGAGAGACACGGAGCGAGCAAGCAUCAGAGAGAGAGAGAGAGAGAGAGAGAGAGAGAGAGAGAGAGAGAGAGAGAGAGAGAGAGAGGGAGGGGGAGCAGUGGUCGGUUGGCAUUUGGCAAAAACAAAUCAGGAAAGAAGAAGCCUGUUGAAAAGCACCGCUGAGGGAACACAAAGACAUCUGUGAGUUUUCUGUCGGACUGUCUCAGGAUGACCGUCACUUAUUCUAGUAAAGUGGCCAACGCCACUUUCUUCGGUUUCCACCGGCUGCUGCUGCGCUGGAAAGGAAGCAUCUACAAGCUGUUGUACCGAGAAUUCACCGUGUUCGCUCUGCUCUACACCGUGCUCAGUGUCAUAUACAGGCUCGUCCUCACCGACCCUCAGAAGAGACUGUUCGAGAAACUUUCCAUGUACUGUGACAAAUAUGCUGAGCAGAUCCCUGUCACCUUCGUACUGGGUUUUUAUGUGACUCUGGUGGUGAAUCGAUGGUGGAAUCAGUUUGUUAACCUGCCCUGGACUGACAGACUCAUGUUCCUCAUCUCCAGCUGUGUUCAGGGUAAAGAUGAAUAUGGUCGCCUGCUGCGUCGGACCCUUGUACGUUAUGUCAACCUGACGUCGCUCCUCAUUUUCCGCUCCGUCAGCACUGCGGUCUGUAAACGCUUCCCAACUGUGGACCAUGUGGUUGAAGCGGGUUUUAUGACUCCAGAGGAGAGGAAGGUGUUUGAGAACAUCCGCUCUCCUCAUCUGAAGUACUGGAUUCCUGUUGUCUGGUUCUCCAACCUGGCGUCUAAAGCUCGGCAGGAAGGACGCAUCCAAGACAGCAUCGACCUGCAGAACAUUCUCAAUGAGAUGAAUCUGUUCAGGACUUGGUGUGCAACUCUUUUCGGCUACGACUGGGUGGGCAUCCCGCUGGUCUACACACAGGUCGUCACUUUAGCCGUCUACACGUUCUUCAUCGCUUGUCUGAUUGGUCGACAGUUCCUUGACCCCACCCAGGGUUACCAGGGUCACGACCUCGACCUCUACGUCCCGGUCUUUACACUGCUGCAGUUCUUCUUCUACUCCGGCUGGCUGAAGGUAGCGGAGCAGCUGAUUAACCCAUUCGGAGAGGACGAUGAUGACUUUGAAGCUAACUGGAUCAUUGACAGGAAUCUUCAGGUGUCUCUUCUGGCUGUGGAUGAGAUGCAUAUGAAUCUGCCUCAUAUGACCAAAGACAUGUAUUGGAACGUCAGUGAGGCGCGUCCGCCAUACACGCUGGCUGCUGCCGACUACUGCAUCCCUUCUUUCCUCGGUUCCACCAGUGACAUGGGACUCUCCGACAUCCUCCAGAUUGAUGAAGCUGACGUUACUGACAAUCGCCCACGGCAACAGGACUCUGUUCUGACUCGGCGCCAAGAAUCAGUUUUAGGUCGAGUCCGCCGGCUGUUGAGUGUUCAGGAGCCUCCUGAACUCCAACCUCCUCGACCCAUCUUCAAACGACACAGCAGCGAUGCAACAGGCAGCUUCUUCCCAGACUUCAGACAAUCCAGGAUCAAUCCGGGUCGAGAGGACAUGGCUCCACCCUCCUUCUUGGUCAUGCCCCCACCUGUCGUGGACUCCCUGUCCACUCUGAGGGAAGUCAGCAGCAACCCACCCUCCCCUGAAACCUCACCGUCUGCUGUUUUCCCCCAGCUGGUUGUCAGUCCACCUUUGUUCAGUGAUGUCUCUCACAAUGUGGAUUCUUCUGGCGAUGGUGUAGCAGCAAAACAUCAUAAUGGGCUGGAUCUGUCCCCGACUGAGGAGACACCAGGCUUGGACACCCCAAGAUCUGGCUCUUUAGUUUGUAGUUCCCCAACUCAGCUGGGACCCAAGGAAUUUCGAUGGACAACAGUCAAUGUCCAGAACCGCCCACCAACCCGACCACGGGGACGCCAGUUCUCCCUCCAGUUCUCCAGGCAGUCGUCGAAUGCCUCAGUUCGCAGCCUGCCGAGCCCCAACGCUUUGGGGAAGCGUAGACGAGGCAUGGCUCGAUUCCAGUCCCGGCGCUCGCCCGGUCCACAAACUGACACUCUGCAACUUCCUGACCCCAACUAUGACCAGGAAUUUCAGGGUACGGCAGGGACUGAAGAUGGUGAGAAAGAAGAAACCAGCAGUACUGAUGAGACCACAAAUUCCAACACCCAAUUGCAGAGCUUGGAAAAAAAAUCAGAACAGUCACACAGUAACAUAACACUGCCCAAUCAGACAGGGGUAAAUCAAACAGAGGCCAAUCUCCAAGCUGGUAACCACCUUACCCAACAAGAGAAGCCACCACUUUAACUGAAGAGAAAAGCUCCAAGCUACUUAAUUUUGUUGUUCUUAGCCAAUAAAUGCUUGGAAAGCUAGAUAUGGCAACCAGGGAUGUUUUAAAGCCUUGAGUUUGGGUUUACUACUGCACUAAAAUGGUAAACAAAAGAAUACAAAAACAUAGAAAGUAUCCCCAGAAUGAACUUUCAUGAUCAAAAAAAUCCUAAUUUGGGCAAAGGAGGUAAGAAGAGCAAGGAACAAUCACCACAGCUGUGUGUGCUAGGCUGAGACACUUGCCAUUCAAGACAAAUGUAAGCAUACCCCUCCUUACGCCUUAAUAUUUUCUUUAUGGAAGAAGAACAACGCACAUAAGAAGAAGUGAAAUAAGCUACUGAUAGCUGAACUUGUGGAAAAAAUGUGUUGACUUUGCAUUUCUGGAGAAAAGCUGUGGGUUUUUUUCCACUCAACUCUGUAGAGUCAACAUUUUAUUGGAUACCAUCUAGUGGCCAUUAGAGGAACUGUAGCACUCAACUAUGAUGACUUUUUAUUGGUGCUCAAGAUUACUGACUAGACUUUAUGAACAUUUUUUGUCUUCAUGUGAUGACUGUCGUAUUUUUAUGUUUUGUAAACGUAAUUGACAUAAUGAAUAUAGUGUCUGUUGCUGCUGAAUCACCAAAAACUGCACUUUUUGAAAUAAAAAACACUGACUGACUCGACAAUGGGA
Messenger RNA from Thunnus maccoyii (southern bluefin tuna), 3116 nucleotides. RefSeq names its product bestrophin-3-like. The transcript is spliced from 14 exons. The record is from RefSeq and is a predicted model, not a curated record. Lineage: Eukaryota; Metazoa; Chordata; Actinopteri; Scombriformes; Scombridae. Gene Ontology annotation, molecular function: chloride channel activity. The coding region runs from base 338 to 2425 and encodes 695 amino acids.